AUGCAGAUACUUCUUACCGAGUUUUUCAUUGAGGCGUUCGAGGCGCCCGAGCUGAAGGCCGUAGAAUGCACUCACAUAGUACCGAAAGACCUCUCAUACCCGUUCCUAGGCUGGAAAUUGGACGAUCUCGUCGAGUUCGCGUGGCAAUUCGACGGCGCUGAACAGGGCAUCGUAGGCACGGAAUUUGUCAUCAUGGAUGAUCAGACACUUGAGGAUAAGACAGUGGUACUCGUUACGCCAUCCGAGGGCUAUGACGAUGUAGAGACAGCGCCUAGACUAACUGCACGAUCGGAUUUUCGCUCUAGCGUCAUUACUCUGAAUGCCAAGAGUAUCGGAGUGGGUGGCGAUGAACCAUGGGAGGAAGCGGCAGAGGAUGUUGGACGGGUAUUUAGACUGUAUGACGAAAAGAGUUCAGAGUAG
Messenger RNA from Alternaria triticimaculans, 420 nucleotides. RefSeq lists its product as uncharacterized. The coding region runs from base 1 to 420 and encodes 139 amino acids. The record is from RefSeq and is a predicted model, not a curated record. The transcript has 3 exons. Lineage: Eukaryota; Fungi; Ascomycota; Dothideomycetes; Pleosporales; Pleosporaceae.